GCCCAGCAGCCUGGCCCCCUGGGCCUGCGAGCUGAGCUAGUCUUGGGGCCCUGGAGCAAGGGGCCAGAGAGGUGCCACAGCGCCCCUCCAUGAGCUUGUGGCCAGCGUUAGAGACAGUUAUUCAGACACUGGAGACCAGCGUCCUGGGGCCAGGCCAGGAGAAAGGCCUGAGCGUGCAGGACCCGGCCCAGGACCCACAGCCCGCCUGCCUGAGCACCUGCAUCAGGGGCAUUGUCACCCGCAACCUCUCCCAGCCUGAGCGUCCAGCCCCAUUGCCAGUCGCCGAGAUGGUAUCGGUGCUGUCGCUGCAGGAGGAGAACCAGCUGCUGCAGCAGGAACUGUCCCGCCUGGAGGACCUGCUGGCCCAGAGCCGCGCCGAGCGUGAUGAGCUCGCCAUUAAGUACAACGCAGUCAGCGAGAGGCUGGAGCAGGCUGUGCGGCUGGAGUCGGGGGAACUGGAGACGCAGGAGCCCAAGGGGCUGGCCCGGCAGAGCGUGGAGCUGCGGAGGCAGCUGCAGGAGGAGCAGGCCUCCUACCGGCGCAAGCUGCAGGCCUACCAGGAGGGCCAGCAGCGGCAGGCCCAGCUGGUGCAGCGGCUGCAGGCCAAGAUCCUCCAGUAUAAGAAAAAGAGCUCAGAGCUGGAGCAACAGCUGCUGGAGAGAUCCACAGAGCUGGAGCAGCAGCAGCUGAAGGACACAGAACACAGACAAGACCUGGAGAGCGCCCUCAUCCGCCUGGAGGAGGAGCAGCAGAGGAGCGCCAGCCUGGUCCAGGUGAAUGCUAUGCUCCGAGAACAGCUGGACCAGGUGAGUUCUGCCAACCAGGCUCUGAGUGAGGACAUACGGAAGGUGACUAACGACUGGUCACGCAGCCGCAAGGAACUGGAGCAGCGGGAGGCAGCGUGGAGGCGUGAGGAGGAGUCCUUCAACGCAUACUUCAGCAAUGAGCACAGCCGCCUGCUUCUCCUCUGGAGGCAGGUCGUGGGGGUUCGACGGCUGGUCAGCGAGGUGAAGAUGUCCACUGAGAGGGACCUGCUGCAGCUGGGCGGAGAGCUGGCCCGGACCUCACGGGCAGUCCAGGAGGCGGGCCUGGGGCUGAGUGCAGGCCUGCGGCUGGCAGAGAGCCGGGAGGAGGCGGCCCUGGAGAAGCAGGCAUUGCUGCAGGCCCAGUUGGACGAGCAGCUGCGGGAUAAGAUGCUCUGCGAGAAGGACCUGGCCCAGAUGCAGGUGCAGAGUGACCUGGACAAGGCUGAGCUCAGUGCCAGAGUGACAGAGCUGGCCUUGGCUGUGGAGCGUCUUCAGAACCAGAAUCUGGAGAAGGAUCAGGUCAACAAGGCCCUCACUGAGAAGCUGGAGGCCCUGGAAUCCCUGCAACUACAAGAGCAGGGAACCCCGGAAACAGAGGACGGAGAGGGACUGCAGCAGACCCUGAGGGAUCUGGCACAGGCAGUCCUGUCGGACAUGGAGAGUGGCGUUCAGCUAAGUGGCUCUGAGCCCACUGCAGAUGCGUCGGAUGGCAGCCUGCGGGGGCUCUCUGGUCUGCGGACUCCGUCCCCAUCGCGACGCUCCUCGCCAGGCCGUGGCCGCUCUCCUCGUCAAGGCCUGUCCCCAGCCUGCUCUGACUCCUCCACCCUUGCCCUGAUCCACUCUGCCCUGCACAAGCGCCAGCUGCAGGUCCAGGACAUGCGCGGACGCUAUGAGGCCAGCCAGGACCUGCUGGGCAGUCUGCGGAAGCAGCUUAGUGACAGCGAGGGUGAGCGCCGGGCCCUGGAGGAUCAGCUGCAGCGCUGGCGGGACAAGACCGAUGAGGCCACGCAGGCCCACGAGGAUGCUCAGCGGGAAGCUCAGCGCUUGCGGAGUGCCAACGACCUCCUGAGCAGGGAGAAGGGCAGCCUGGCCCACAGCCUGCAGGCGGCCCAGCAGGAGGCUGAGGAGCUGAGGCAGGAGCGGGACAAGCUGCAAGCCUCCCAGGAGGAGCUGCGUCGCCAGCGGGACCGGCUGGAGGAAGAGCAGGAGGACGUGGUGCAGGAUAGCGCGCGGACUCGCAGGGAGCUGGAGCGCAGCCAUAGGCAACUGGAGCAAUUGGAGGUGAAGCGCUCGGGGCUGGCCAAGGAGCUGCUGGAGGUGCGGGAGGCGCUGAGCUGUGCCACGCUGCAGCGGGACAUGCUGCAGGCUGAGAAGGCCGAGGUGGCCGAGGCUCUGACCAAGGCCGAGGCUGGCCGUGUGGAGCUCGAGCUCUCGAUGACCAAGCUGAGGACUGAGGAAACCUCUCUGCGGGACUCCCUGUCCAAGCUGAGUGCCCUCAAUGAGAGCCUCGCCCAGGAUAAGCUGGGUCUCAACCGUCUUGUGGCCCAGCUGGAGGAGGAGAAGGUCGCUCUGCUGGGCCGGCAGCGGCAGGCGGAGCAGGAGGCCGCGCUGGCUCUGGAGGAGCAGGAGCGGCUGGAGCAGCUGCGGCUGGAGCAAGAAGUGGAGCGGCAGGGCCUGGAGGGCUCCCUGAGGGUGGCAGAGCAGGCCCGGGAGGCCCUGGAGCAGCAGCUCCCCACGCUGCGCCAGGAGCGCAGCCGGCUGCAGGAAGAGCUGGCCCAGCUCUGCCGGCAGCUGAGCGGGCGGGAGCAGGAGCUGGAGCAGGCCCGGCGAGAGUCGCAGCGGCAGGCAGAGUCGCUGGAGCGCGCAGCCCGGGAAAAGGAGGCGCUGGCCAAGGAGCGGUCCGGCCUGGCCGUGCAGCUGGCAACGGUGGAGCGUGAAGGGCGAACUCUGUCAGAGGAGGCCACGCGCCUGCGCCUGGAGAAGGAAGCCCUGGAGAGCAGCCUGUUUGAGGUGCAACGGCAGCUCGCCCAGCUCGAGGCCCGCCGGGAGCAGCUGGAAGCUGAUGGGCAGGCCCUGCUGCUGGCCAAGGAGGCCCUGACUGGGGAGCUGGCAGGCCUGCGGCAACAGCUGGCAACCACAGAGGAGAAGGCAGCUCUGGACAAGGAGCUCAUGACCCAGAAGCUGGUCCAGGCUGAGCGGGAGGCACAGGCCUCUCUGCGGGAACAGCGGGCAGUCCACGAGGAGGACUUGCUGCGACUCCAGCGUGAGAAGGAGGCGGCAUGGCGGGAGCUGGAGGCCGAGCGGGCGCAGCUGCAGGGCCAGCUGCAGCGGGAGCGGGAGGAGCUGCUGGCCCGGCUGGAGGCCGAGAAGGAAGAGCUGAGCGAGGAGAUCGCCGCCCUGCAGCAGGAGCGUGACGAGGGUCUCCUCCUGGCCGAGAGCGAGAAGCAGCAGGCCUUGUCCCUGAAGGAGUCUGAGAAGACAGCCCUGUCGGAGAAGCUGAUGGGCACCCGGCAUAGCCUGGCUGCCAUCUCCCUGGAGAUGGAGCGGCAGAAGCGAGACGCGCAGAGCCGGCAGGAGCAGGACCGGGGCACCGUGAACACCCUGACAUCUGAGCUGCGUGAUCUGCGGGCCCAGUGUGAAGAGGCUGCUGCGGCCCAUGCCCAGGAGGUGAAGCGGCUGCAAGAGCAGGCGCGAGACCUGGGCAGGCAGCGGGAGUCCUCCCUGCGCGAGGCAGAAGAGCUUCGGACUCAGCUGCGUCUGCUGGAAGAUGCUCGCGAUGGGCUGCGGCGGGAGCUUCUGGAAGCUCAGCGCAAGGUGCGGGAGAGCCAGGAGGGCCGCGAGGCCCAGCGCCAGGAGGCAGGUGAACUGCGGCGCAGCCUGAGUGAAGGUGCCAAGGAGCGCGAGGCCCUGCGGCGCUCCAACGAGGAACUGCGGGCCUCCUUGAAGAAGGCUGAGAGCGAGCGCAUCAGCCUGAAGCUUGCUAAUGAGGACAAGGAACAGAAGCUGGCACUCCUCGAGGAGGCACGGGCAGCCGUGGCCAAGGAGGCUGGAGAGCUGCGGGCCGGGCUGCAGGAGGUGGAGCGCUCACGGUUGGAGGCUCGGCGGGAGCUGCAGGAGCUCCGGCGGCAGAUGAAGACACUGGACAGUGAGAAUGCCAGGCUGGGCCGGGAGCUGGCAGAGCUGCAGGGCCGCCUGGCUCUGGGCGAGCGGGCAGAGAAGGAGAGCCGGCGGGAGGCCCUGGGCCUCCGUCAGAGGAUGCUGAAGGGCGAGGCCAGCCUGGAGGCUGUGCGACAGGAGCUCCACGGAGCGCAGCGGAAGCUGCAGGAACAAGAGGGCGAGUUCCGGACUCGUGAGCGAGGCCUGUUGGGCUCCCUGGAGGAGGCACGCAGCGCCGAGAAAAAACAGCUGGACCAUGUUCGGGGCCUGGAGCUGAAGCUGGAGGCAGCACGGGCCGAGGCUGCGGAGCUGGGGCUGCGGCUGAGCGCGGCAGAAGGCCGGGCGCAAGGCCUGGAAACCGAGUUGGCCCGCGUGGAGGCGCAGCGGCGCGCGGCCGAGGCUCAGCUGGGCGGGCCUGCCCGGGAGCCACCUGCUGGAGGAAGUGGGGAAGGACUCAGCAGCCCCAGCCCCUUAGAAUGCAGCCCUGGGUCCCAGCCAUCAUCCCCAGGACCGGCCACCUCUCCAGUACCUCCUGACCUGGACCCAGAGGCAGUACGCAUGGCCCUCCGGGAUUUCCUGCAGGAACUACGGAGUGCUCAGAGAGAACGGGAUGAGCUUCGCACCCAGAUGAGUGUCUUGAGUCGCCAGUUGGCUGAGAUGGAGGCUGAGAGGGACAGCGCGACCUCACGAGCCAGGCAGCUGCAGAAGGCGGUGGCUGAAAGUGAGGAAGCCCGGCGCAGCGCAGACGGGCGGCUGAGUGGCGCCCAGGUGGAGCUGGCACUGCAGGAGGAGAGUGUGCGGCGCAGCGAGCGGGAGCGCCGGGCCAUGCUGGACCAAGUGGCUGCGCUGGAGAGGAGCCUGCAUGCCACUGAGAGUGAGCUCCGAGCCAGCCAGGAGAAGAUGAACAAGAUGAAGGCCAACGAGGCGAAGCUGGAGAGCGACAAGCGGCGCCUGAAGGAGGUCCUGGACGCCUCUGAGAGCCGCACCAUCAAGCUGGAGCUGCAGCGGCGCUCACUUGAGGGGGAACUGCAGCGCAGCCGCCUGGGCCUAAGUGACCGAGAGGCCCAGGCCCAGGCCCUGCAGGACCGGGUGGACUCCCUGCAGAGACAGGUGGCCGAUAGUGAGGUGAAGGCGGGCACCUUGCAGCUGACUGUGGAUCGGCUGACCGGGGCCCUAGCUAAGGUGGAGGAGAGUGAGGGGGCCCUGCGGGAUAAGGUGCAGAGCCUGACAGAGGCCCUGGCCCAGAGCAGUGCCAGCCUCACCAGCACCCAGGACAAGAAUCUGCACCUGCAGAAGGCCCUGACUGCCUGUGAACAUGACCGCCAAGUGCUCCAGGAACGGCUGGACGCUGCCCGGCAGACGUUAUCUGAGGCCCGGAAGCAGAGUGGUUCCCUGGGCGGGCAGGUGCAGACCAUGCGGGGCGAGCUGGCAGAUCUGGAGCUGCAGCGGGCGGAGGCCGAGGGCCAGCUGCAACAGCUGCGAGAGGUGUUGCGGCAGCGGCAAGAGGGCGAGGCAGUGGCUCUGCACAUGGUCCAGAAGCUGCAGGAUGAGCGGCGGCUGCUGCAGGAACAGCUGAGCAGCCUGCAGCGCGCCCUGGCUCAGCUGGAAGCCGAGAAGCGGGAGGCAGAGCGCUCCGCCCUGCGGCUGGAGAAGGACCGCGUGGCUCUCAGGAGGACGCUGGACAAGGUGGAGCGGGAGAAACUCCGCAGCCAUGAGGACACAGUGCGGCUGAGCGCAGAGAAGGGCCGCCUGGACCGCACCCUCACGGGGGCUGAGCUGGAGCUUGCCGAGGCCCAGAGGCAGAUCCAGCAGCUGGAGGCACAGAUGGUGGCCUUGGAGCAGAACCACAGCCCGGCCCAGCUGGAGGGGAACGAGCAGCAGCGGCUGGAGCUGCAGCAGGAGGUGGAGCGCCUGCGCAGUGCCCAGGUGCAGACUGAGCGCACCCUGGAGGCGCGGGAGCGGGCCCACCGCCAGAGGGUGCGAGGGCUGGAGGAGCAGGUGUCCACGCUGAAGGGACAGUUGCAGCAGGAGCUUCGAAGGAGUUCAGCACCCUUCUCCCCAUCCUCUGGCCCCGCAGAGAAAUGAGCUCUGUCCUGGCUGGCAUCCUGGAAGGCAGCUCCAUGUCUGGGGCAGGAGGGGGGCCUCCAGCACACCCACUCAGGGCUGGUAUCCCCAGAGCUAGAGUGGGGUGAGAAGGAACCCGGUGGCAGUGCUGAGGGGUGGGGAUGCCUGCCAGCUCCAGGCUAGACCCAGUAAUGGCUUCCCGGCAUCAUCAGGGCCACCUAUUCGAGCCCUGCCUCAGCCCAGCCCCUUCC
Messenger RNA from Tupaia belangeri chinensis (Chinese tree shrew), 6277 nucleotides. RefSeq names its product ciliary rootlet coiled-coil, rootletin (gene CROCC). Bases 90 to 6047 code for a protein of 1985 amino acids. The transcript is spliced from 38 exons. The record is from RefSeq and is a predicted model, not a curated record. Gene Ontology annotation, biological process: centrosome cycle. NCBI's taxonomy places the organism in Eukaryota, Metazoa, Chordata, Mammalia, Scandentia, Tupaiidae. Gene Ontology annotation, cellular component: centrosome; centriole.